This is a messenger RNA of Psammomys obesus (fat sand rat), 1206 nucleotides long. It is a transcript of the gene Cyth3, whose product is annotated as cytohesin 3. The record is from RefSeq and is a predicted model, not a curated record. The coding region runs from base 76 to 1206 and encodes 376 amino acids. Gene Ontology annotation, molecular function: guanyl-nucleotide exchange factor activity. Gene Ontology annotation, biological process: regulation of ARF protein signal transduction. Lineage: Eukaryota; Metazoa; Chordata; Mammalia; Rodentia; Muridae. The transcript has 12 exons.
UCUCCUCGUCCCGGCUCCCAGCCCAGUCGCUCCCGCCGGCUCCGGGCUCGCCGGCUGGCGGGGAGCGGCCUCAAGAUGGACGAAGGCGGUGGCGGCGAGGGCGGCAGCGUGCCUGAAGACCUGUCAUUAGAAGAGCGAGAAGAACUCUUGGACAUUCGCCGAAGGAAGAAGGAGCUUAUUGAUGACAUUGAGAGGCUGAAAUAUGAAAUUGCAGAAGUGAUGACAGAGAUAGAUAACCUGACCUCAGUGGAGGAGAGCAAAACUACUCAGAGGAACAAGCAAAUAGCCAUGGGAAGAAAGAAAUUCAACAUGGACCCCAAAAAGGGCAUUCAGUUCCUAAUUGAGAAUGACCUGCUGCAGAGCUCCGCAGAGGAUGUCGCCCAGUUCCUGUACAAAGGAGAAGGCCUGAACAAGACCGUCAUUGGAGACUACCUGGGUGAGAGGGAUGACUUUAAUAUCAAAGUUCUUCAGGCUUUUGUUGAGCUGCAUGAGUUUGCUGAUCUCAACCUUGUCCAGGCUUUAAGGCAGUUCCUGUGGAGCUUCAGGCUUCCUGGAGAGGCGCAGAAGAUCGACCGCAUGAUGGAGGCCUUCGCGUCACGAUACUGCCUGUGCAACCCUGGUGUCUUCCAGUCCACAGAUACGUGCUACGUACUGUCGUUUGCCAUCAUCAUGCUCAACACCAGCUUGCACAACCACAAUGUGCGGGACAAGCCCACUGCAGAGCGCUUCAUCACCAUGAACCGCGGCAUCAACGAGGGCGGGGACCUUCCUGAGGAACUGCUGAGGAACUUGUAUGAAAGCAUCAAGAAUGAGCCGUUUAAGAUUCCGGAAGAUGAUGGGAAUGACCUGACACACACGUUCUUCAACCCGGACCGAGAAGGCUGGCUGCUGAAGCUGGGGGGCCGUGUGAAGACCUGGAAGCGGCGCUGGUUCAUCCUCACAGACAACUGCCUCUACUACUUUGAGUACACCACGGACAAGGAACCCAGGGGCAUCAUCCCGCUGGAGAACCUCAGCAUCAGGGAGGUGGAGGACCCUCGGAAACCGAACUGCUUUGAGCUGUACAACCCCAGUCACAAAGGGCAGGUCAUCAAAGCCUGCAAGACAGAGGCCGACGGCCGUGUGGUGGAGGGGAACCACGUCGUGUACCGCAUCUCCGCCCCCAGCCCUGAAGAGAAGGAAGAGUGGAUGAAGUCCAUUAAGUGA